AACUAUCAUUGAAAAGUGAAGAUACUUUUAAUCAAAGUAUCUAAUAGAAGAGUCAGAAGAAGUUCAGAAAAGACGUUUUCUUUUUAAUUUUGUCCUUUUAACAAAGAUCAUAUAUACCAAAGCAUCAUCUCAUCGAUUUCUUAGGUUAAUGUUAGGCUAAUGUAAUUGAUAGCUUUUUUUUAUUUCUUAAGUUUGAGGGAAAUAAAGGAUGAUAAGCCAUUAUUAUAAUAAUCCUAAGCGUUCAUGAAGUUGCUCAUGUAAAUGAUUAAAUGAAACAAAAAUUGAUAAGUUAAUGCAAUGUCAUGUGUUGAGCAUGUGAAAAUUUUAAAAGUAAGGACAAAUAUUUUAAAAACACUAUGAAGAAUAAAAUCUGCAUGAGAAAUAAAAACCUUGAGAAGUAUGUAGGGCCAUAGAAGUCUCAAAUGCUAAAAACUAUUUUAUAAACUGGAAGACAAAUAAGCAUUUGAUCAGUGAAAAAGAAAACUUAUAUGAACAUAUAUGAACUCUUGUAAUGAAUGCGUGUAGAUUAAGACUAAAACCAACAGACUGAAAGUUUUUGUCUGAAUCUUCUAUUGAAAAUAUAUCUUUUAAAAAAAAAUGUCUUAUUAAUAUUUUAAAAAUGUCUCUAUGUUUCUCUUAAUGGUCAUAAAAGUUUAGAAUAACAAUAACUAUAAAAGUGAUGUAAUGCCAAAACCAAAAAAGAAAACGAUAAGUAUUUAAACAAAUCUUAAAUUCUGACUCGUUUACAUUAUGGCGUCAAAAAAUACUAAAAGAACGCGUCUAGAAUUGCAGAUGAAUUCUUAUCAGUAAAUAAAUAAAAUUACACAGAAAAGAAGAAUUUUUCCACUUUUUUAUCUUCUUCAAACAGAGUACGAUUUCGAAUGAGAAGUCUUUUAUGCCAUCGAAAUGGCUGCUACGAGUCGAGAGAAGUCGAAAAGUAUUCCACAAUUUUUCGUAAAUGCUCCAUGGUAUCUUUAAAAGAAUCAAUUUUUCGUCGCUUGGAAAAUUCCUUUUUUGAGAAAUGUAGCCCUGGACUAAGAAGGAUUGCUCCAAAAAAUAUUUAUUAUCUUCAUUCAGCAGUCAUGCAAUAAUCUCUUUCUUCAAUGGCGCUUAUUUUUGUAAACUCUGGAUGAAUCUCAGUAAAAAGAUAUUAAAUAAUAUUGAAAAGCGAAUGAUGUAACUGUAACUGUAUAGUUCUUAAAAAUGGAUACAUUUCAAUGGAAAGUAAACGAAACUCAUAGCUUUCCAGAAUACGAGCUUCUCACGAAUUAUUCGUCAGCGUCUGUUGAAGAGUUGGAAUGCUUGCUUCGGUUUUAUAACCACACAUAUCCAGAUGAAGAUGAUUACUGCAAUACAACAUGGGAUGGACUGUCUUGUUGGCCUCCCACUAAAGCUGGAACAUCAGUUAUUAUAAAAUGUAUGGAAUAUUUAAACAGGGUACCAUAUGACACUACACAAAAUGCAACUCGUGAAUGCCACUCAAAUGGAACAUGGGCUUCGCGAUCUGAUUAUUCACAUUGUCAUCCUCUUGUUCAAAGGGACGAUACAUUUGAGGGUUUAUGGGAUGUUAAAGAUGCUCACACUAUUUAUUCCAUUGGAUAUGGAUUAUCAUUGAUUGCUCUCGCUAUAGCAUUGUGGAUUUUUCUAUACUUCAGUGACCUUCGUUGUCUGAGAAAUACAAUUCAUACCAACCUCUUGGUCACUUACCUCUUUAUUGACUUAACUUGGAUCAUCACAGCAGCUUUGCAAACAAGUGCUUCACCACAAGCAAAUAAGGUUGCGUGCUAUCUGGUCAUUCUCCUCACAUAUCUUAUGGGGACCAACUUCUUUUGGAUGUUUGUGGAAGGUCUGUAUCUCUACAUUUUGGUCGUUAGGACAUUUUCUGCAGAAACAGUGAGGAUUCAUGUGUACGCCUUGAUUGGUUGGGGCCUUCCAGCAGUUGUAGUAAUACCAUGGGCUAUUGUGAAGUCACAUUUAGGACAUUCAACGAAUGCUCUAGCUGUACAUGGGUGCCCUUGGCAAAAUCGAGACCACUACGACUACAUCUUCAUGCUGCCAGUUAUUUUAGUUUUGCUGAUAAACAUAUAUUUCCUGGGAAGAAUCAUGUGGGUUCUCAUAACAAAACUUAGAGCUGCCAAUACCGUAGAGUCGAGGCAAUACAGGAAAAGACCUAUGUCGUCUAAUUAUCAUAUAACGAAAGCAGCGAAAGCUCUUCUGGUUUUGAUUCCUCUACUUGGCGUCACAUACAUCGUUGUCAUUGCAACACCAGAUCAUAGAACAGCGAGAGUGGUUUUCUCAUACGCUCAAGCGCUUCUCCUUUCAACACAGGGUUUUACAGUUGCGGUGCUAUAUUGUUUCCUCAACGGAGAGGUUCGAAAAUCUGUUCGGCAUCAUCUUGAACAAUGGAGAGAUCGGAGAGGUCUUGGAGGAAGAAGACGCCAAUUACAAAGUGACGGUACAGGCAGCGGAGAUGGAUACAGACUAUACCCCAGUCGAGGUAUCCGUGAUAGAACCAGCUGUGUUAGUCUCUCAACUAGUGGGACAUGGUUAAGUAAUUAUAAAGUAUCCCAGCCCAUAACACAAAAACCAACCAACGGAUCAUACAGUCCAAUACCUGUUAGGGAUGAUGCCAUAUAAGAAAAUAAAAAUAUUUUUUUCUCAAUAUUAAUUACUAAAGAAUAAUUCAGAAACUGAACUUUAUAUUGAGUGCUCAAACAUUUUGCAGAAGUCUUUACGGACAAGUAUUUAUAAGGUAUACAUUAAACACCAGACUAUUUUGCGAGGCAUUUAUAAUACAAAGACAGUUUUCGUAUCUGAUUCAUUAACACAAGACUUUGAAGAAGAUUUUAAUAGCGAUGUUUGGCAGUCCUUUUGAAAUAAAGGAUAAAGAACAAAUUUGUUAUGUGCCAUUUUGUUCAUAUGUGUAACUAGUAAUGAAGUAAUUUGUUUAGUCUUUAUGUACUGUAUGUGUUCUCUUAAAGAAAUACUUGUUAAAUGUAUACUCGAACUAUAAAAUGAUAUGUUGAAGAAAAUUAAAUUCAAUUUCAAAUUAAAUAAAUUUAAAAAUGAUAAAAUUUAUCAAAAACUAAGAUUUUAAAAUUGGAGCUCAAAAAUUAAGGACUAAAACAUAUUUUUAAACACAUUGAAACAAAAAGUUUCAUUCUAUUAUUCGUUAAAAGCUACCAAAAGUAUAAUUUUUGCAUCAUUUUAAUUUUUCAAUAAAACUCAAUUAACAUUGUGAAUGAGAAUAAAUGGAACCUAACAUGAUUCGUAUACCUCGUUUAAUAUAGCAUAAAUUGUAAAGAAAAAUUUAUACUAACCCAUAAUUCUUUUGGCCAUUUUUAAAUACUGCUAUACAACCAAUAAUUUGAUUUAUAUUACAUAUCUUUUAUAUAUAUAUUUAUAUAAAAUAUAUCAUAUAUAUUAUAUAUCCUUUCUGUAAAUGCUACUUUUUCAAAUUGUCUUGAAGCAAAUUUGAAAAAGUAGCAUUUACAGGAAAGAAAAAAAAGCUGGGAAAAAAUUAAAUGGGUGAGGAUACAAUUAAAUAGAAAGAAAAUUUAAUCAAAAUUGAUUAAAAAAUGUAAUAAAUUUAGCUAAAGAUUAUAUACCGUCAUGUGACACCGUGACAAAGAUAUUACCUAAAUCUUAAUAAAAAGUAGGAACUUUAAUUGAAGAGAUAAAAUUAUCACUUUAAGAUCAAGCACCAUUUCUUUAUAAAAGUGUCAUCUCCAUGCUUAAUUAAUAUGGAUCACAUUUUAAUAGCUCUGCAAAAGGUAGAAAAGUAUUAAAAAUGUCAUCACGAUUUAUUUAGUAGGAAUAUUAAUAAUGACAGGUUGAAAGGAUUUUUCAAAAAAGUUUAAAACUUUUCUGAAAAAUUGAUUCUUCAAUCAUUAUAAUGUGUAAAAAAUCUUAAAUAAUUUUUUUUUAAUUUUAACUUUUUAAUAUACCAACAUUUCUACUCUAACUACUACCCUUAAGUCUAACCUCGUAUAACUGGAAUUUUUCAUUAACAAACACUUUCAAAAUAACUAAGAAAAGUAAUCCUAUUUUAAAACUUUCACUAACUAAAAAGAAGAAAACAAAAAAAAAUCACUUAUAUAUUAAAAUUUAAAGAAUAAAAGGCAAACAAUUUGUAGUUAAUUGAGUUUUAUACACACUAUUUAUAAUACAAUCAAAUUAAUAUCUUAUAAAUUACAUUAUCUCAUUUAAAAUUGUUUUACAAACUGAAUAAAGGACGAGAAUUAUGCUACUAAAGCAGGGGUGCCUCACAUCAGACAAGUACAAACAAGAAGAGUAAAGGUUAAAUUUUAUGAAUUUUAAUUGCCAUUAAGCUUCUAAGAUAGGUUUAAUACACAUUCGCCUAAGUGCAAUCAUUAUUAAUGAUUUUUUUUUAUAUAUUUUAUAAAUAUUUUGAAGUUAAUUUUUUUCAAAUAAAUUUCUUUUCAUUUUUUCAAAGGUACAUUAUUUUUCUGAAAUAAUCUUUUUAAAUUUCCUUCCUCAUACAUUGAGCUCAAAAAUUUAAGUUUUGUUAAUUUAAAAGAAGAGUUUAAUAACUGGAUUGGCGUGCAAGAAUUCUUUAAAAAGUAAACUUGAAAAAUAAAAAAAGGUCUUUGAAACAUGCAUUUAAAACAUCUGCCUAAGAUUUUUGUGCAAUUUUAAUCCAUAAGAAGGUAAAUAUUUGUUCACACUUAGGACUGGUUUAACCAUGUAACUAUUUCUAUUCAAUUAAUUUGGUGAUGCCAACAUGCUUCACUUUGUAGGCAAGUUUUUCUAGUAGUACCAAAAUUUAUAUUUAAACAAUAAAUAAUUUGAGCAUAGAUAUGCCUUUAUUUUAUUUUUUUUGCAGUGAAGCUUUUAAUGAGUUAACAAAAUUGAACAAUAUUCUGUACAUUUUAAUUUUUAAUUCUCGACGAAUUUUUAAAAUCUCUUGCAAAAACUAGCAGUCUUGAUAUUUUAAUUUUUUUGCCCUCAAAAAAAAAUUUUUUUUUUUACAAUUUUCUGGUAUGAAAGUUUUUGUUAGUGUACUUUUUAAAAUAUUUUACACACUUAUAAUUUUUUGGCCAACAACUAGAUCAAAUUGGAAUAAAUUUUAGUAUCAGUUGAUUGCUAUUUCAAAGUAUUAGAUAGGUGUUUUGGUCAAUAAAUCACAAUUUUUUUGAUGUAGAAAAUAAGUGUCAAAUUUUUGUAUACUUAUUUGUAACAUAAGAUAUGUGUAUCCUUUGCUAUGUAUGUACUAAUUUUAUUUUCAGCUUCUAAAUAUUCAUGAAUGAGCUUGUCAAAUCUGUUAAAUAAACUGUUUCUGUCA
Parasteatoda tepidariorum (common house spider) is the source of this 5305-nucleotide messenger RNA. RefSeq names its product diuretic hormone receptor. Gene Ontology annotation, biological process: adenylate cyclase-modulating G protein-coupled receptor signaling pathway; cell surface receptor signaling pathway. NCBI's taxonomy places the organism in Eukaryota, Metazoa, Arthropoda, Arachnida, Araneae, Theridiidae. Gene Ontology annotation, molecular function: peptide hormone binding; G protein-coupled peptide receptor activity; diuretic hormone receptor activity. The record is from RefSeq and is a predicted model, not a curated record. Gene Ontology annotation, cellular component: plasma membrane.